Messenger RNA from Drosophila bipectinata, 2301 nucleotides. It is a transcript of the gene Nha2, whose product is annotated as Na[+]/H[+] hydrogen antiporter 2. Gene Ontology annotation, molecular function: antiporter activity. Gene Ontology annotation, cellular component: membrane. Gene Ontology annotation, biological process: proton transmembrane transport. The record is from RefSeq and is a predicted model, not a curated record. Lineage: Eukaryota; Metazoa; Arthropoda; Insecta; Diptera; Drosophilidae.
AUGAGCCAUGAAUUGGAAGUACGAAAUGAGGUAGCCGGCAAUGAGGAUCCUCCUCUGCAGGCAUUCCGCAGCAGCAAUCCGUUCGAUGAAUGUUACCAGGCUCCGGUGCUAGCACCUCGGGAGUCGGAUGCCAACCAUGUGCCCUUGCAGCUGCUGCGACGUGCCAGUGAGACGGUGACCGCCAGCAUCCUGGCGGACCUGGAGCCGGAAAAGGAGCAUUUACUAGGCGAGCGCCCACUGCCACCCCCCCGUGUUCACGGGGCUCCAUACCAGGGAAUAGCAGAAGCUAAACGCAAACAGCAGCAGAUCCAGAAUUUCAACCAGAGGCAACUGCAACAGCAGCAGCAGCCCAGCAACAAAGCACUGGCAUUGGCGCCAGGUGACAACAUGACACAAGGAGCUGGCAGCGGCAGUUACCCUGCGCCGCAGGCUGGAUCGCAGGCCACCCCCAACCAGGACCUUGCGCCGCCGUUGCAUACAAAAUUAGACAUACAGAAGCUCCCGGAGGGCAUGGGAGCGGGAGCUGCCGUACAAAACGCUGCAACAAUAAUUUUAACGCCGACAUCAUUAAAUUUAACAAACACAACACAAAAUGUUGCCGGCAACAAUGCGGGUCCCGGCAGUGGGAACGGGAAUGGAAAUGGAGCCGGAGCCGGAGUUCAUGGCGACGAGUACAGAGGACCCAAGUGGUGGCUUUAUUUGACAUUACAUUGGAACUUGAUUUCUGAGCAUGUGGGUCUGCUGGCCAUAUUUUUGGGGCUCUGGGCCAUGGCCUUUGUACUUUUCCCGGACUAUGCCCAACCACAGACAGCGAUCAUGCGAAUCGCAUUCCUCUUCGUUGGCGCCCAGAUCGCCGGCAUUCUGGUCUCCUUCGCCCACUUGCCCGACAUGCUGGGCAUGCUUUUCUUCGGCGUGCUCUACACCAACGUGGGUCUGGCCAACUUUGAGGGCUACCAGCGUCUUGAAUUGUUCCUGAGGGAAAUGGCUUUGAUCAACAUAAUGCUACUGGCUGGCCUGGGUCUGGAUGGCGACGCUUUCAAGCGCCUUUGGUCUAUGAUUCUGCGACUGACUCUGCUGCCCACCAUUGUUGAGGUUGCCGUCAUUGCCGGAUUGGCCUACCUAACUCUCUCCAUGCCCUGGCUUUGGGGUAUAGCCUUGGGCUUGGUAAUCACUGCCGUGUCCCCGAACGUUGUAGUGACUGUGAUGCUGAAGCUGAAGGAGGACCGACUGGGUCUCAAUAGUGGCAUCCACACGCUCAUCUACGCCAUGACCACAUGCAACGAUGUGGUGGCCAUCUUCAUGUUCGGCGUGAUAAUCAGCGUAAUAUUCUCGACGACCUCGCUCACCCAGCAAGUGCUGCAAGGACCCAUUGGCAUUGGGAUUGGACUCGUUUUUGGCUAUCUCUACGGCGUGAUGCUCCAGUACUUGCCGUCCCGCCACGCGACCUACGCAAAUGGUCUGCGCUUCGUUUUGACCGUCUUGGGAGGCACCAUCGCCGUGAUGGGCAGUCGCGUCAUUGGCUACACGUCAGCCGGCGCUCUGGGUUGUGUAACGAUGGCCUUUAUUGCGAGGAUUGGCUGGCGGCGGGAGGAGGCCAAGCUGACGCCCGAACAAUUGCAGGCCCAGCAAAUAGCUAGUGUACCCAAGCGUCUGGACCUCAUGUGGAAGUUCCUCAAGCCCGUCUCGUUCGCCCUCAUCGGAAAGGAAAUUCACUUCGCCGUGCUGGAGGGCCAUGUAAUCGGUUAUGGGACCUUGCUGGUCCUCGUCGGAAGUCUGUUUCGCUUGGCUUUUGCAUAUUUAUCCACAUAUGGCGGAAAUCUGUCGAGAAAGGAACGUGCCUACAUUACAAUUUCCGGUUUUCCCAAAGCAACUGUCCAAGCAGCUUUGGGCCCGGUGGCCCUGGAUAUGGCACGUGCAGCGAAAGAGUCCAACCAAGCCCAGUUGGAUCUGGCUAGCAAUGUGCUCCUCAUCUCGGUCCUGGCGAUUAUCCUUACCGCCCCCCUGGGCGCCAUCCUCAUGCUCCGACUGGCCCCCCACUGGCUGAAACACGGUGAUGAAGUGGAGGCGCUCGAGUCCCCCACCACACCCACACCCACCAACCAGAGCAACGCCAACUCCAAUGCAUUCGGAAGGAAGUAGCAUGCGCGGCAAGCAGCUCCAAUCCGGAGUUGACCCUCCGCUAAAAGUUUUAAUCCCACUGUGCUUAUCCUAGCCAUUCUAGCCAUCCGUACUUAUACGUAAUUGUACUUAGAAAUACACAGCAUCGGAAAUAAAAGUGAAUGCGAAAAGUUACAAACAUAA